AACCACAAUCUUUCCCCAUUGUAUGGUGAUUGACAAACCCCCGUCGUACAAGAAGCCUGGGAUCGAGUUUUUGGCUAAACAUGUUUCCAAAAACUCGAAUCUAAAGGUUUCUAAAGGGGCAAUUGUGCUAAAACAUGAUAUGACUAAUCUCGGAACGCUGUAUCUGGAGGCCCCUUAUAUUCUUAUUCCGCCUUUUGAUCUGGUCAAGCUCAUAGAGGUAGGCAAGUGCUGCAGCUACUGUGGUGAAACUUUGAAGGUGUACGAUAAAGGAAGACUCAGGGACAAGGAAGCCCACGAUGUUUCAGAUCAGAAACAUGCUCGAUUCAUGAGCGGGCUGGACUGCGGAGAUUGCAGCGCUGGCUGGUGCUCGCAAAACUGCAGAAAGCUUGACUUUUGUCACGGUCUCCUCACCCACCAGCCAACAAACAAAGGAAUGACUAACCAGAUCAUGAACUCUCGAGGAGAGAAACUUGUCUUGUUGUACGACCGAUGGACAAGUUUCAAGAAGGCCAUCCACGAGAAGAGUUUAGAGCUGGCGCACUGUGGGCUUUAUAUUAGCUUACAACUAUUCUACUACCCAGAACUGAAGGAUGGCUAUAUGAGCAUGCGGAAUGUAGUAGCAGAACAACGGGACGAAUUUCUGGGACGCGAUAUUGAUUUUACGACACUUUAUGAGGAAACGACCGCGUGCUUUAAGGAUUUCAAAAUGUCGAAAGACGAGUACCUAGACUGCAUAUCAAUAUUCAAGCUCAACAAUUACAACAGUGGAAUUUAUCCGCUGACAAGCUACUUGGCCGAUCCAUUUGGCGAGAUCAAUUGCUCGAUUGCACCGUUUGAAACAAGCAUCGCUCAUGACUACGAGGAUUUCCGUAUUGAUGUUGUUGACGAGCAUAACGUCAGACUGACAAAACAGAGACAUCUGGAGUCCUACAGAAAACCCAUUCAUACGAACAAUCUGAAGAUCGAAAAGAAGAUAAUCAUAGUGUCUAGCAUGCGCAAUAUCAAGAGCUCUGAGAAGCUUGUAGCUGGAGAGCCGCACGAAACAGGUUCUGCAUGCUCAAGUUCAGACAACUCUUCGAUGGAACAAUUUACGGCUCCCGUCCCACUGCGUGUCCCUGGGAAAGCGCGCAAGCACCGUAACGCAUCCUUCACGUCUUCGGGAAACUCGUUCGGGGAGGGAAUCAUCAAGUACAACAGGGACCAAAUUCGGGAAAUGCUUGUCGAGAUGUCUCUUGACUCUGACGAUAGCGAAUCGGAGACCCCUAUUCAGCUUGAAGUUCCAGAACAAUUUGUGAAGCCUCGACGUAAGAGCGUGCGUUUCGAAAGCUAAAUGAGUCAGUCAAGUGUGCAGAGUUGACUCAAGCGCAUGCUUGAGAAUUCAUACUGCCCUCCUUCAUGCUGCCGUACAAUCGUGCGUUUUUUGUCGGUGCAGCAGGAAAAGAUGGUUUUCGCACGAAUGUAUUUUUAUCAUCGCAGGAUACAAUAGAGAUGCAUGAAAUAAUAGUCGGAGAUGUAGAUAAGUACCAUGAUAAGUGCAUAAACAGCCAAUCACAUCAAUUUAUCUCGAACCGGGCUUCUUGAAGAAAUAUUUGUGGCUGGAGAUUACAUUCGCAGCUACGAGAGCUUUCCGGCGCAACGAAACUGCCAUGCCUAGACAAUGGACCCGCUUUUUUGAAUAUAAAUAUCUCGAGAUGCGCAGAUUUUCUCGUCUAAUCAAUACUACUCAUUUUUUGCAACGAUGAAAGACUCAAUGACCGAGGACCUCGCUGCAGACUAUGACAAGGCCGACAUGGUCUGGGUCAUGGUCAGUGGUGUGCUGGUCUGGAUUAUGAUUCCUGGUGUUGGACUUCUGUACUCUGGGCUAUCUAGAAAGAAACAUGCUCUUUCUCUGUUGUGGGCAUCGCUCAUGGCUAUCUGUUUGAUUUCCUUCCAAUGGUUCUUCUGGGGGUACUCGCUUACUUUCGGUACCAACUCAUCUGUGUUUUUAGGAUCAUUGGACAAUUUUUGCCUGAUGAAAGUUCUUGGAGAUUCUAACGCACUGUCUACUGUGCCGGACAUUGUUUUCUGCUUUUUCCAGGGAAUGUUUGCCAUGAUCACCGGAUGCAUUAUGCUCGGUGGUGCGUGCGAGAGAGCUAGACUGGGCCCAAUGAUGGUGUUCUUGUUUCUCUGGAUGACUGUCGUUUACUGCCCUUGUGCCAUGUGGACAUGGAACGCUAAGGGCUGGCUUGCAACCCUCGGUGCUUACGACUUUGCCGGUGGAGGACCAGUCCACCAGGCUUCUGGUUUCGGAGCCUUGGCCUACGCUUUGAUCUGUGGUAAGAGACACGACCCGGUUGCUGGUUCCAACUUGCCUAAGUACAGACCUCAUUCUGUCACAAGUGUCGUUCUGGGUACUGUUUUCCUGUGGUUCGGAUGGUUUGGAUUCAACGGAGGAUCUUCCGGAGAUGCCUCCAUCAGAGGAUUUUACGCCUGUGUUAACACCAACCUUGCUGCUGCUUGCGGUGGCCUUGCUUGGAUGUUCCUCGACUACUUCAGAUGCGGCCGUAAAUGGACCACCGUCGGAAUGUGCUCUGGUGCUGUUGCUGGUCUUGUUGGUAUCACUCCGGCAGCUGGUUUCGUGCCUGUUUACUUUGCCGUUCCAAUCGGUGCUCUCACUGCAAUUGCUUGCAACUACUCGGUUGACAUCAAGAACAUGAUUGGAAUUGACGACGGUCUGGAUGUUUGGUGUCUUCACGGUGUUGGUGGAUUUACCGGUUCUGUGCUGACCGGUCUGUUUGCUGCAGACUACAUCAUUGCUACUGACUAUGGUGUCUCUGGUGAGGGAGGAUGGCUCAACCACCACUACAAGCAGCUCGGCUACCAGCUGGCAGCCAGUGUCUCCAUCGACGCAUGGUCUUUUGUUGUCACUUCCAUCCUCCUGCUGGUUCUUAACAGAAUUCCAUUCCUCAAGAUCAGAUUGAGCGAGGAGGAAGAGGAGCUGGGUACUGAUGCUGCUCAAAUCGGCGAAUUUACUUACCAGGAGUCCAGGGUCUAUAUCCCAGAGCCAGUGAGAUCUGUCAAAAGUAUUCCAGGUACCAAGGCCACCAAGUCCAACGAACUCGACGCUGACGCCGUUCCGCUUCCAAAAGACGAAAAAGUUGACGUUUAAUACCGUGUUCUAAUAAUGAUAAUAAGUUUAGUGUAAUGGAGUAAAUAAAAUGACGGUGCUACUAUUCUCGGCGUUAAUCUUCAAUUUGCCUGCAUUCUUGCCGGAGGUUCAGAUUAGGAGGGGUCCAGCGUUGAUUACAUUAGCAUCCCAAGUACACAUCUAAAACCAUAAGGCUGUGUAACUUUAUUUUUUGUGCCUACUUAAAACUACCCUAAGCUAUUUUCUGAAAUUCGCGUACCUAUGAACUACGACUCUAAGAGUCAAAACUCGGUCAGCUUUUGUCUUUCAAAGGAUUUGAAGCUGCCGCUUAGAUUUCGAAUAAACGGGCUUAACGAUUACACCCAAAGGAUUGCGCAAUGUCUCUCCCUUGAAAAGCGGAGUGCCACUUCUCGAAUCAUACAGGCCAAACUUAAGGAUCAGCCUAUCAACGAGAUUUACGUCUAUGUCUAUGUUGAGUCUUCAGGAAAGCAGCUCACAGUCCCGGUUUUAACAAGUGUGGCAUACUCUAGCGGGAAUUCCAAAAACUCGUCACGAGGAAACUGGAUCCAUCUACCAAUAGACUAUUCACAACUACCACUUGAUGCCGUUCUUGUUUUGUCCCUUUUCAAUUACAAGCUGAAAACAGGUUCAGAAAACAAACUAGGAGAAUGUAGAUUGUACAUGUUCAACCAGGAAAACUGCACGCUUAUGAAAGGCUAUCAGAGGUUGAAAGUGGAUUUUGCAGACGGAAAAACUGAGGUGGAUCAGCAGAAGCAGAGCCAGAUGCAAAUUUUGGAGACUAAGCUUAAGCAGAGGGAACAUGGGGAUACUAGUCGUGCUGAAUGGCUGGAUCAACUAACCUUUCGCAGAAUUGAGCAGAUAAAUGCCAAGGAGGCCGCUAAACUUAAACAGCAGCUAUUGAUAACCAAAAGAACAGGAGAUGUGCAUAUAAAUUUGGAGCUGGCGCAAUUUGAGAUCCCUAUAGUCUAUUCUGAUGUCAAAUAUGCCACUUUGAACAUCACUACCUCUGAAUCCCACGUCAUGAAUGCAGUGGCUCGAAACAAUGUCAGCAAUAGAGAUCAGUUGUUGUUUAACGAGAUAAAACUAAGCAACCUUGAGGACUUGAAGAAACAGAAAAGACCAACCAUUUUUGAUCCGGACCAAUACAGGUCGGAAAUCAUUGAAGAUCCUAUCGAAAGCAAAUUCAGAAGAUUAGAAAGAACUCAUCAAUCCUCAUCUCUAGACAAAGAUAUAAAGCCUACCCUGAAGUUGAGGGCCGAACUUACCAAGAUUUUGCACAAGCAAUUCUUUGAAAAACUCAGCCAGAAGGAAAAGAACAUGAUUUGGAAGUAUAGGUUCUUCCUGUUGAACAAUCUGAUCCUGAACAAAAAUAAUACAGAGUUCAACAAUUUCGUGAUUAACUUUAUCAAGUGUAUUGACUGGGAGGAUGAUUUUGAGGUUAAUGAGUUUUUGGUCAUCAUAAACAACUUAAAUACCGAUCCGUACUCCAAUGUGUUUAUCCAAAAGAUGGAAAUUGUCGACUGUCUUGAACUGCUCAGUGCAAAUUACAAAAAUUACAUUGUGAGAAACAUGGCGCUAGAACGCCUUAGAUUGGCAUCAGAUGACGACUUGGAAAUGUAUAUGGUUCAAUUGGUUCAGUGUAUCAAAAAUGAAGCAAACUAUUUGAGUCCGAGGACGGAUAUCGACGACGAUGGUGAAGGAGACAACAAUUCAGAAGAGAAUUCCGAGUUUUUAGAUUUUGAAGACUCAACGUACACCACCAACUCCAGUGAGUUCCAAGUAAUAAACACCGAAGAAGAAGACCCAGUGGUUAAAUUACUCAAUAAUCCUAAUAUAACGAACCCGGAAGGAAAGAUAAUCGAGAAAUUGCCGAAGUUGCAAUCACCUUUGGCAAAAUUCCUGAUUGAACGCUCGAUAGACAGCGAGAGGCUGUCCAACUUCUUCUAUUGGAAUCUUAAGGUUGAAGUGGAUGAUGAGCGAGAAAGAUAUAGAUUUGCACCAGGAAACAUCAGAGCAGCUAACGCAGCCGAACAAACAGAGUAUGCUCCCGAACAAACUGCUCGUGGGUCACAGGUUCCAGCAAACUGUGUCAAGCAUAUAUUUCUUCGGACUUUGCUCCAUUUUGUUGCUAAUCUGGGAGUGAGCAGAAAUGGCUCAGAUAAAAUUUGGACUCUAAGAAACCAGGUGGAACUUAUAUCAAGAUUACAUUCAAUUUCAAAGACAAUCAAAAUCGACUUCAAGAAGGAUCCGACGCAGAAAAAAAUUGAGGCACUCAAGGCUCUUUUGGCUCAAAAGUUCAAGGCCACAAAGCUCAAGUCGUCAAGAAAAUCCAUGUCAGAGUACGAGUCGCUUUUGGAUUUUGCACCUGUUCAACUUCCAUUGGAUCCAAGUGUUCACGUGACAGGAACUAUUCCUGAGGAGUCAAGUGUGUUCAAGAGCAGCCUGAAUCCUCUAAAGAUUGUAUUUAAAACUAUUGAGGGCCCUCCUUACCCCAUCAUGUACAAGAUAGGAGACGAUUUACGACAAGAUCAGUUCGUGAUUCAAAUUAUGACUCUCGUGGAGCGUAUACUUUUAAAUGAGAAUUUGGACAUGAAGUUGAAACCUUACAAGAUUAUGGCAUUGGGAUCCGUUGAAGGGCUUAUCCAGUUUAUUCCCAACUCUUCCCUGUCGUCCAUUCUUCAAAAGCACUUGACCAUUCUCACCUACUUGCAGACCUACAAUCCAGAUCCUGAGGCACCGCUGGGUGUCAAAUCCGAAGUGAUGGACAACUACGUUAGAUCAUGUGCUGGCUACUGUGUUUUGACUUAUAUACUUGGUGUGGGUGAUCGUCAUUUGGAAAAUUUACUGCUGACCACUGAUGGCUACUUUUUCCAUGCUGAUUUUGGGUACAUUUUAGGACAGGAUCCUAAACCGUUCCCGCCUCUUAUGAAAUUGCCGAUUCAGAUUAUAGAAGGAAUGGGAGGUCUUAAUAAUGAAAACUACCAGAAGUUCUGCAAUUAUUGUUUCAUCACAUACAUCACAUUGCGCAAAAAUGCAUCUUUGAUUCUCAAUAUUUUUCAGCUCAUGAUAGAUUCGUCCAUCCCUGUUUUAAGGACCUCAGGUAGCAACGGGGUGUCUAACGAAACUGAAAAGUUCGAACUAAUUUGGAAAAUUCAGGAAAAGUUCAUGCUCGAAUUGAACGACGAGGAAGCGGUGCUGCACUUCCAAAACCUCAUCAAUGACAGUGUGAAUGCCUUUUUGCCCGUCGUUAUCGAUAGAUUACACAGUCUCGCUCAGUAUUGGCGCGCUUAAAUCAUCUCGAGACUACGUAUUUCUGGAGCGCUUUCGAGGGGAGAACCUGUUGCUUGACGAACAGCUUGAGAGCGUUCGUUCUCGAAACUGUAUAAGCGAAAAUCAAGUUUGAAGCAGCGAAUUUGCUCAGACUAUUAAGCUUUUUGUCCAGGAAUCCAACGAAUUUCGCUUUAUCUAUUUUGGGGUUUUUAUCUACCAGGUUGAUAGUAACGCUUCUAAUGAAAUCUCGCUGUUUUUGAGUGAUCGCACCGCGGAUUAAUGUCUGGCGAAAGCUUCGAUACUUGUCAGAAUGCUUCUCGAGUUGUUUUUCAAAUUCCACAAAAAGUUCCUCGAGGGUCGCCUUCUCAGUGAUUUUUUGAGACUCUGGGUAUCUGAUCUUGCCGCGACGAAUGAUUUUGACAAGUGACAAGGUCUUAGCUCCGGUAGGGUGUAUUUGAAUCUGAUAAAAUUCUUCAUUCCCUAUGUUGAGUCCCCAGACAUCACGCCUCAACUGGAUCCAUGGAAACUGGCUUGUCUUAAACUUGCCAAAUAUAUUUUCUGUCUGAAUCACUUCUUGCUCCUUAAACUUUUCGAAGAUCUUUUGAUAGCCAUCAAGAGUGUCAUACUCCAUGUAUUUGAUAUCUUCGAUCUCUGGAGGUUCCUUUCUGCCACGACCAGUAUCGCUUUCAAACAGAGAAACUCCGUUAGUCUUGAUCUUUCCUUCUAGAGUGGGAUUGGAAUGAACGCCCACUCUGUGUGCAUCCACAAAGUCAAUCACGUAGCAUCUAUGUUUGCUCUCAUGAAGCCGUAGCCCACGUCCAACCAUUUGAGUAAGAAGGGUUUUUGACUGCGUCGGACGUACUAUGAAUAUCGAGUCAAUACUAGGAAUAUCCGUUCCUUCUGUAAACACACCACAAUUCAUUAAAACAGGCAGCUGUCCAUUUGAAAAUUCCGCUACCAGUCUUUCGCGCUCAAAUUUAGACGUAUUGCCUGUCACAUAUUGUGCAUUCACACCAUUAGAGCGGAAAACCAGCGACAAACUUUCCAAAUGGGCAACAUUAACGCAAAAAAACAAGGAUGAUUUCAGCUGAUACUUUUGUGCAAAAUGCUGGUAACUUUGGAAGACAAGAGCGUUGAUUUCAUCUUUGUUGACAUGAUUUGCCAGCUCUUCCAUCUUAUAAUCUCCAUCUUUGCCGAUGGAAACCUGGGAGAGCUCGAGACCAGCAGAAACCUGGAUCCACGAAAAAUCAGAUAAAUAGCCUUCUCGAAUGAGAUCCACCAAAUUUUUGUCAAAGACAAUUUCGUCAAAAGCAAGACCAAGUGGCAGUUCAUCGUACCUCGAUAAUGUCGCGCUAAACCCGAGUAGCGCUAUAUCACAAUCUGCAGAGUCGCAGCCAAAAUGCUUCAGAAUCUUAGUGUACGAGUCUGCGACACCGUGAUGGCAUUCGUCGACCACUAUAGCCUUGUAUUCACCGGGAUCAUGGGCCUCCAAUCGCUGAGCACUCCUGUUCAAAGUUGGAACUGAGGCAACUACGACAUCAAUGUCUGGUGCAUGUGAAGGUUUGCGAUUUGCCAUAUCCAGUUCUAUCUUGUAUUGAGGGUACACUUUUCGCAAAGAUGCAAUUGCC
This is a messenger RNA of Ogataea polymorpha, 8046 nucleotides long. RefSeq names its product phosphatidylinositol 3-kinase Pdd1p. Gene Ontology annotation, molecular function: 1-phosphatidylinositol-3-kinase activity. Gene Ontology annotation, cellular component: phosphatidylinositol 3-kinase complex, class III, type II; phosphatidylinositol 3-kinase complex, class III, type I; endosome. Gene Ontology annotation, biological process: phosphatidylinositol-3-phosphate biosynthetic process; endocytosis; autophagy of peroxisome. Lineage: Eukaryota; Fungi; Ascomycota; Pichiomycetes; Pichiales; Pichiaceae. Bases 3389 to 6439 code for a protein of 1016 amino acids. The record is from RefSeq and is a predicted model, not a curated record. The transcript has a single exon.